Molecule: messenger RNA, 3457 nt
Organism: Lagopus muta (rock ptarmigan)
Lineage: Eukaryota; Metazoa; Chordata; Aves; Galliformes; Phasianidae
Gene: NINL
Product: ninein like
Exons: 19
Coding region: 482-2590 (702 amino acids)
Biological process (GO): microtubule anchoring at centrosome
Cellular component (GO): centrosome
Source: RefSeq, a predicted model, not a curated record
CGGCAGGAGAGUGGCGUAGUGAGCUGUGCGCAUGCGCCGUGGGGCGAGUGCACUGAGAUCCCUAAAGCAACUGAAGCUGUUGGCACAUCAUGUUGGUGAGCUGAAAGGCAGAAAAAGAUCCUGAUUCGUGGCCUUGAUCUGCAGCUUCUCAGAGGUGACCUCCAUUAGCUUUGAUUAAGGAGCUAGGAGUGCAAGCAGAGAAGUCCAUCCUUCCUGCCAAGCUGCGUAAGCCUACAUCUCCUCACCAGCAAGUGCACUAGAUUUGCCAAGCCUGAAUUUGUCAUUGCCAUCUGAGCCCUGGAAGAACUCAGCAGAUCCUCAAGGUGCUCAGCAUUACCAUGUCUGGUGGUGGCAGGUGAAGUGAGGAACGAGACCUUCUAGCAAGUGUCUCUGUGGGGUGGAAGAAGCGCCUGUGGGCAGAGACUGAUUAGCAGCACAGAGGAGCCCAGCAGAGCUGCCUGCAGCCUUGGACAGCACACUCAUGGUCUCAAGGAGUGGGCUUCAGCAUGCAGCCAUCACCUCCUAUGCAUACAAACUCCAGUGUCUCAAAAGCCAGGUGAGGCAAAUCUCCAGGGAGAGGGACAAGGCCAGACUGGACUUAGAGAAAGCAGAGAGACACUGCCUGCAGCUCAGCAGGGAGUUGGACAAGCAAUACAUCGCCCUCAAGCAUAGCCAGAGCAAGCUCAAGGAUGUUUGGGCUGAAAUGGAGGCGAAAGAGCUGCUUUUGCAGCAAGCCAUCAACCAUCAAGUGAAGCUGGAGGCUGAUGCACAGUUCCUCCAGGGCAAAGAGGCCACCCUUCAUGGGAGACUGAACCUCAUGAUGAAGGAGAACACAGAGCUGCAAAACAAAGUCAUGGAGAUGGGUGAGAAACUGACCGCCUCUGAGAAGCUGGUGUUGGAGCUUCAGAAAGAGCUUAACCUCGUUGUGAAGGACAAGCUGGACCAGGAGGAGCCCCGCAACCCAGAGCUCCUGAACCAUGGCAAAUACUUUGCAGAGAUUGUGCUGGAAUACGAGCGGCAAUGCCAGGUGCUGUGGGACCAGAAUGGCGUGCUGCAAAGAGAGCUGGAAGAGCUGCGUCUUCAGCUGCAGGAGAAGAGGGCUGAGAGAGGGCUGCUGGCUGGAGUGUGUUCCUCUCCCAACCAUCUGGUUCCCAUUUCUGUGUGUGCAGAGACGUCAAUCACGACGCAGCAGCUCCAAGAACAGCUGCAGGACCUGAAGGUGCAGCUGGAAUCCAAGGUAAACUAUUAUGAGGAGGAAAUGGAGCUAAUGAGGAAAAACUUUGAAAGAGAGAAGGACAGCAAGGAAAACAUCAAGGCUGAGAUGAGCAAGGUGGAAGACCAGGAAGAAGACCUGAGAGAAACAGUUUCAAAGUACCAGGUUGUAACUGAUGUCAUGAAAGAGCAAAAAGGUGUGCAGAGCCUGGAGCUGGAGGAGAGGUUUGAGAUGGAGCCAGCCAGGGUUGAACUUCAGCACACUGAGGACAUAGGGCAUCCAAGGCAGCAGCUCAACCAGGAAGGAGAAGAGCUGAGAACGCAGUGCAGGAACAGAGGAAGCCUCAGGGGAGAGCAGGGCUGGCUUCCGGAGGAGAACAGCUUGCUGAAAAGUCAACCUGGGAGACUCCAGGAAGAGCUGAGGGAGGCUAAGGAGGAGUGCAGCAGACAUGACGAGAAACACGUGAGCAAGUUGAGCAGAGAGAAGGUAGAAAAACUGGCUGUGGCAGUAAAGUUGAAGAAGUCGAGUGGAAAGAGCAAUGUGGAUGUCUCCCAAACAAACAUCAAGGUGAGUAAGCUGAGCCAUAAGAUCCUGGAGCAUGAAGUCGGCCACAGCGCCAGCACUGGGUCCACCCAGCUGCAGAACCAGAGGCUCAUGGAAGUCAAGCAACUACAAGGAGUGGAGAUGGCCAUGAGGCCGGAGCACUGCCAGCAGCAUGCAGCAUGUUGGUCAGAGAUGGAGCUGCUCCGGGAACAGCUUGAGGCAUCGCAAGAGGAACUCUUUGAAGCCAAAGCAAGCUUGAGUCUGGCUCAGACUCAGCAUGCAUUGCAGCUGCAGCAGGCCAAGGCACAGCUGAACAACGUGGUGCCAAGGAAACAGUUUGAACAGCUGCAAGCCAGCUUGAAAGAAGAACAGUGCAAGGUUCAGCAGCUCCAGGCAAACCUCCAGCAGCAGGCUGAGCAGGCGUGCAGACAGCUGGUCAGGACCCAGGGAGAGUGCUGGGACCUGGUGGGAUGUAUACAUUACCUGGGACAGCCCAACAUAACAUCAGGAUUUUGUUUCGUGCUGAAGAAAGAACAUGAGCGCCUGUUGCAGGCAGCUGUGGAGCAGGCAGAGGGGUUGCAGUGUGACCUAAGGAGUGCUGAAGCUGCGCUUGCAGAUGGGGCAGCUCGCCUCAAGGAUGCACAGGCUCAACUGUGCAGGAACAAACUGCUGAUUAAAGAUCUCUGUGAAGAAAACAGAGGGUUUGCAAUGGCCCUGCAGGCAGCUGAACUGAAGCAGAUGAACGCUGAGAAGAAGAACCACAUGCUGGAGGAGCAGGCCUUGGCCUUGAAGAAGCUCAUUGAAAAAAUCACACCAGCAUCUCUGAGUGCAUGAUGGAGCAUUGCUAUGGCAGCCUUGCUCCUGAGCCUGGCUGAGGUUUGUCAGUUCCUCUAGGAGACUGUGAACCUGAAGUUUCCCAAAACCUGAGCCUAGGAUCCAAACUAACCUGCUGGUGGGUUGUUGCCUCUGCCAUAAGCAGAUCAGAGCAUCUGAGGGAAGAGUCCUCUUCAGAUUUCAAUCUCCAAAGCUUGGGGCAGGGCUGGUGUCCCCUGUGCACCACCAUACUUCAGCAAGCUGUCCUUAUUGCACAUUCUCAGGGAGAGCAGGAAGCACAGUACCUGGCUGUUCUUCUUCAACAGGACAGUGGUGCCAUCAUCGAUCUCAAAUUCUCCAUAGUCUCUCAAACACCGCACCUGUGAAGCAGAAGGGUAGCUGUGUCUGCAGCAGCACACCUCCCACAGAAAAUGUCAGACAUCACUGCAGGAGACGCAAGAGUUAUGGAGCAUGUGUCUGAAGUGUGGACAUAUUCCUACCCACCUCACACAGCCCUGACUUGAAAAUACAAAACCAGAUGGACCCCAUAGUCUGAGGGCCCUACCUGAUGUUCUCUUCUUGCCUCUGCCUGCAACAUGAAGCACAUUGGGCAGAGCAGGCACUCCAGAGACUAGGGAAAGAGUAGCACUGCACAACAGCAGCAUUUCUAGAGCCUCUCACACAUGUAGCAGAAAACCUCAGUCUGUUAGCAGUGAAACAGUUAUAAAGAGCAGGCUAGUUGCCUGUAUGUUUUCUUUCUAAGAGAACACAGCACUCAACUACUGACUCUGAAAUCAUUUUCCACUUGCUUUUGCUUUGUUGUAUCAAUGGCAUAAAAUGAUUUAUAGUCUGAUCUGUGAAAAUCUAUUAAACAAUGACAAGAAAGCA